AUGCUCCGGAACUUUCUACUUCGAGUCCGUUCAUUUUCCACACCAAGGGCCUUUGUCACCUCCAGAAUGACCCAAACGGAAAAACCCAUCAUCUUUGCACCCCCUACGUACCAGUACACCAAGGGCCACCUCAACGAAAACGAAAUAGACACAAACCCCAUAGAGCAGUUCCACAAGUGGUUUGAUGAAGCCAAAGCCGGUGUGCCACAGGGACUGUCGAUACUUCCCGAGAGCGUCACGUUCUCAACUGCCAGGCUUCCACUGGGCCGGGUGUCCCUGCGUGUUGUGUUGUUGAAAGAGUUGGAUACCCAUGGAUUCAUUGUCUACUCCAACUGGGAGACCUCCAAGAAGCUGCAGGACUACGAGCUGAACAAGUGGGCCGCUCUUACGUUUUUCUGGCCCUACCUCCAGAGGCAGGUCCGUGUGGAGGGCAAAAUGGAGAAGGUGGAUCGGGAUAUUUCACAGAGGUACUACGAUACCAGACCCAGAGGAUCCAAGAUCGGAGCCUGGGCGUCGCCUCAAUCGCAGACUAUCAAGGACAGAGACGAGUUGGACACUUACUACCACAAGUACGAGGAGCAGUUCAAGGACACGGAGGAUAACGGGAUCGAGUGUCCUGGUUUCUGGGGUGGUAUGCGGAUAGUGCCGUAUGAGAUUGAGUUCUGGCAGGGCGGCGUUUCCCGGUUGCACGAUAGGCUCGUUUAUGAGCGGGACGAUGCCGAGAAGGAGUGGACCGUGAAGCGUGUUGCUCCAUGA
This is a messenger RNA of Candidozyma duobushaemuli, 756 nucleotides long. It is a transcript of the gene PDX3, whose product is annotated as pyridoxamine-phosphate oxidase. Gene Ontology annotation, molecular function: pyridoxamine phosphate oxidase activity; FMN binding. The record is from RefSeq and is a predicted model, not a curated record. The transcript has a single exon. Bases 1 to 756 code for a protein of 251 amino acids. Gene Ontology annotation, biological process: pyridoxine biosynthetic process. NCBI's taxonomy places the organism in Eukaryota, Fungi, Ascomycota, Pichiomycetes, Serinales, Metschnikowiaceae.